UUGUCUGAAAUUGCUUUAAAUUUAGAAGGGGCUUUCAAGAAGAUCAAAACCGAAGGAACAGCCAUUUACUCAUCCUCAGAGACUUCCAACGUCGCUUCAACGCCGGCAAGGCGCCGUCACCGUACCACUUUCACCCAGGAGCAACUGCAGGAGUUGGAAACGGCUUUCGGCAAGAGCCACUAUCCGGAUAUUUACGUGAGGGAAGAACUGGCCCGUGCAACGAAACUCAACGAAGCUCGAAUUCAAAUCUGGUCGCGUCACACGAUGAUCAUCCUCUCAUUGUUCCUCAAUCGAUGGCCGAUCGCUGACCUGACGGCUGCCAUCGCUUUAGCGUUAAUCCGGCUUAGUUCUGGUGUUGCCCAUGACCGAGACCGAUCUGGUGCGCUUCGUGCAACCUGA
This is a messenger RNA of Soboliphyme baturini, 399 nucleotides long. The record is from the annotation of a GenBank genome assembly. NCBI's taxonomy places the organism in Eukaryota, Metazoa, Nematoda, Enoplea, Dioctophymatida, Soboliphymatidae.